GUCUGCAGCCACCAGUCAGCGUUCCUGACCAGUCCAUCAAUGGGAUGUCUGUCAUAUCCUACCAUCAUAAUCAAUAGGACCUCUUUCGCAAGUAUAUAGAUUCAGUCCAUCAUCAUGAUAACACCAGUGGAACUACACGCGCCGUUCAUUUGCUACGGGUACAACUGCCCGCUAAUGAGUCAUGCGACGCCGGCGCCCGUUCCACCACCCACGCCAUUCACGUUCAUGGCACCCAAUGGGGUCCCCUAUCCACCCCCGUUUCCAUUCAGGAUGAACCCCAGAGCUCCGUGUAUGGUACCCACUCGGUUCGACCGACCAUUUUCGCCACCCGCACCGUCAGAAUUGGUCCCUAUUCAAGAAGCUGCCAUUAUUUAUCCAGACAUACAGCGAGCUAUCGUUACAGAGCUAGAUGAUAAUACGCCCGAUUACAAAGUAGACGAUGCGCCAACUACGUCUGAUGCACCAAUCAACUUUGCUUCUUGUAAAGAGCGAUACAGCGGCGUUGGUGAUGUCCGACCAUUUAUUAGUGCCAUCCUCAACUAUAAGAUCUGUAGCGAAAUGAAAGAUGAUUCCGCUCUCCGUAGCUUCCCCUUGCUACUAACAGAUGUUGCAGCGAUAUGGUGGCAAUCGAACAAAGCAGAAGUUACUGAUUGGAACGAAGCAGUCGAAAUUCUGCGCAUCAAAUACCGAGCUCGUCCACAGCCUCAUAAAAUUUUCCGCCGCCUUGUGACUGCGCACCAGAAAACUGAGCCAACUUCGGUGUUCGUGCAAAAGGUCAGAAGUCUACUUAAUCAGCUGCCUCCACAUACACUGACUGAAGACACCCAGCUGGAUUUGGUCUUCGGGUUAUUGCACCGCCGCAUAAGGGAGAAGCUGAACAGGAAUGACUGCAACGACUUCUCACAGCUUCUGGAAUUUGCUCGACAAGUCGAGGAUACAUUCGACGACGUGUCCAGCUCGGCGUCUACUGAGGCCCCUGAUUCGCCCGUGCAGCCCGACACUCCAGUAGAACCGCAACAAACUUCUGUAACUUCGGUGACUCCAUCACCGCCUGUAAUAUCUAAAGGCACUUGCAAAAACUGCAACGUAUACGGGCAUCUUCUUAUACGCAUGUGUCGAAAGUUACACCGAGAACAGAAGACUGGGGAAGACACUAAAAUGCUCGAAGAGAUUAACAAGUUGGAUUCGGAGAAAUUAAAUAGAUUGAUCUGUUAUCGCUGUCGGUCAGCUAACAUUGUUCGCUUGAAGUGCCAGAGCUGUUCCAUCGAGAUUUCAGUGAAGCCUGGCAGGCGUCCAUUGCUGACGGUCGACAUUUACGACCGAAACUUCGACAUCCUUGUAGACACAAGCGCGAAAAAUUGCAUCGCGUCUACUGAUCUGAUGACACACUUGAUUGCAAAUGGACAAGAUUUUAACUACGACGAUUUGGUUAUUUCUGUGAAUGGGAAGCUGAUGCGUCAAGUGUUUCGCGUGGCGACUGUCGCAGUGUGGGUAGCUGGAGUCAUGAUUCCGACAUCUUUUGUGAAUGUGCCCGAUGCUAAAGAGAACGUGCUGGGCAUGGAUUUUAUUUGGAACGCUGGAUUGGUGAUCGAUUUCAGAGGAACUGGGACAUGGACUGUUCGAGGCGUGAACGACGAGUUUCCUGUACUUUGCGAGAAAAAUACCCGAGACGAGGAAGGUGGCUAAAAAGGUUAGUACACCUAACAACUAACUUAUGCCAUAAUCUGGUACUAUUCUUCGUGUUCUUCGAUCACCAAAUGCCGACAGGUUAUUCCAUUUCGUCUGUCUGUGUAUUUCGAAUUUAGUAACCGCCCAAAAAGCUAAUUUGUGAUUAUUCAAUGUAAGACUGUGACAGUGUGCUACAAUAAAUUUUAUUUUUUAAUAAUUUAUUGUAAUGUUGCACGCGAAAUUGUUGGUAGAAUUUUAAAUUCUCUUAUGUACCUAAAUGAUAAGUUUAUUUUGGCGUCUUGCCAUUUCCCUGUUGAUCGAAGAUUUUGCAAAUCAUUAACUAGGGUUUUUAGGGUGUAAAAUAAAACGCAGCAUUUACCUUAACCAGAUAUAUUCGUUCAAACAACAUGAAUUAUCCUGAGGAAUGUCAGAAAUGUACCAUUAACAAUAUAACAUUAUAUACAGAAUGUUUCAACACAACACUUAUAUAGAACUGUAUGACUUUCUUCAAGUAGAAUCAUGAAACGAUUUUUUAAGCAAGGAUUUUAAAUUCUUGAGAACCAUUUUAAAAAUGU
Messenger RNA from Helicoverpa zea (corn earworm), 2243 nucleotides. RefSeq lists its product as uncharacterized. Lineage: Eukaryota; Metazoa; Arthropoda; Insecta; Lepidoptera; Noctuidae. The record is from RefSeq and is a predicted model, not a curated record. The transcript has a single exon. Bases 115 to 1686 code for a protein of 523 amino acids.